AUCUCUCUGUGUGUUGGUGGUGUUGUUGUUGGACUUCUCCCCGUUCAUUCGUCUCGCUCAUCUUUGCUAAGAACUCUUAGCGGCUCUCCUCGUUAAGAGAACAACAAAUCACUCUCGCUUCGCGUCUCCGUCGUCAGCCGCCCCGAUGUCGAGGAGGUCGGCGGCGGUGGUUGGAUCAGCGAUCCCCCCCCUCAUCCCUGGCCUGCAUAAGAGAGCAGCGCUACUGAGUCCCCGCUUCCCCAUGCUGGGGAGUCCUGCUAUGGGCCGCGGGGGGCUCCUGCCUUCGCCAAACCGGUUCGUCUCUCCCCACGACUCGUUUGAUCGCGGCGGCGGCGGCGGCGGCGGCGCCGUCCCGGUCCACUACCGCGCCGUGGGAAUCCGCCCGCCGCUCAUCCGGGCUCCGCCGCUCAUGGGAGUCGUCCCACAGCCUCCCCAGCGCCUCCCGUCCCUGCUGCCGGGACGCAUGGUGCCCGGCGCUCCGAUCUCGAUCCACCCGCUGCUGCCUCGCCUGGGCUUUGGGCGCCCGGGCGCGAUGCCGCCGCCCGUGAAGAGGAAGAUGAUGACGCCGCCGUCGGCGCUGGAGAUGGGCGCGCAGGCCAAGCGGGCGCGCCCUCGCCACACACCCAGCCCCGCUCCGCUGCUCAAGACGGUGGCCCGCAGAGGCCACGUGUUUGCAGGAGGCAAGAUGACACUUUUGGUGCCGCCGUCCUCCGGCGGUGCGCCAGUCCCGAGUUGCGAUGAGGGCCGGCGUGGUUGUGAGAUGCCUGAGAAGAACUGGCUGACGCUGCACUGCGCUCUGUGCUCGUUCCGCACGCUGCACGCCGCCGAGAUGGAGGAGCACUACGGCGGGGAGCUGCACGGCAGCAGCCUGGGCCUGCUGCGCCAGGCGCACGCCAGCGACUCGCGCGUCGUCGACUUCCUGCACGAGUGCACCGUUCACAAGAAUCGGCGGAUGUCCAAACGGCGCCAACAAAUGAACAUCCCUGAUGGACGCGUUCCCAUGAAGGACGUCCAGCCGGACCUGUGCCUGCGCCAGGUGUCGCUGUCCCACUGCCUGGCCUGUGAUGUCUUCAUGCCGCUCGACCCCAGCUCCGUGCAGGAGCACGUCAAGUCGGAGUGUCACAUCGCCCGCAAGGAGGUGUACGAGGCGGCCAGGAGCCAGACGGUGCAGCAAGUAGCUCGACACCUCAUCUCCAAUAAAGGCACCCGCGCCAAGUUUGAGAUGUACAAGAAGGGAGAAGAUCCAUUCUCAAAGGAGGACGAUGACAAGAACAACACUGGUGAGGACGAGGUUGAAGAGGGGGAGGUGGGAGAGGACGAGGAGGAGGAAGAUGACGACGAGGAGGAGGAGGAGGAAGCUAUCGAUUAUACCAACACCGACACGGCCACCGUCGCUAGCACCACCACUACAGCCGCCGCCGCUAGCACCACCACUACAGCCGCCGCCGCUAGCACCACCACUACAGCCGCCGCCGCCGCCGCCGAGCCCAAAGAAGCAGCGCCAACGCCGAAGCGCGGCAGCGGCGAGCGCAAGCGCGGCAGCGGCGAGCAAGCCGACGGUGACGUUGACGAGGACGCCCUGCUCAAGCCGGAGCCGGAGCCGGAGCCGGCGCCGGCGGAGCCGGCGGCGCAACCGCCCGGCCUCGAACCCGGGGCGGCGGAGUCGGCAGACGGCGGAACGAGCGGCGACGGGGGCCAGAGAGAUCUGCCUCGAACGCCGUCGGGAUCCCCGCCGCCCGGGACGCCGGCCGCCCCGGAGCCGGAGCCGGAGCCGGCGGCGAAAGCGUUGGAGGAGGGGCCGGGAGAGAAGAAGGAGGAUGAGAAGGAGGGAGAUGGUGCCGAGGAGGAGGAGGCGGAGGCGGUGGCGGCGGCGGGCAGAGCGGUGACGCCGGGGCGCCGGGGCAAGCCCAGGGUUGGCACGAGCGGAGGGAGCGAGGGAAAGAGCCGGCGCGGGCGCAGGUCCAAGGCCAAGUAA
This is a messenger RNA of Petromyzon marinus (sea lamprey), 1975 nucleotides long. The record is from RefSeq and is a predicted model, not a curated record. NCBI's taxonomy places the organism in Eukaryota, Metazoa, Chordata, Hyperoartia, Petromyzontiformes, Petromyzontidae.